Messenger RNA from Penicillium waksmanii, 1536 nucleotides. RefSeq lists its product as uncharacterized. Lineage: Eukaryota; Fungi; Ascomycota; Eurotiomycetes; Eurotiales; Aspergillaceae. Bases 1 to 1536 code for a protein of 511 amino acids. The record is from RefSeq and is a predicted model, not a curated record. The transcript is spliced from 2 exons.
AUGUCUGGAGUGGAGGUAAUUGCUGUUGUCGCGUGUGUGGCUGCUGGUAAGGAAUACUGCUCUCAUUCAGCUACCCGGCUUCAUGCUCACAUCUAUAUCGCAGUCAUCUCCGCCUACCACGAUGGCAGCGCUGUCUUCCAGGAAGUCAGAAAGAAAUGGCGCGAACGCCGUAACCCUCACCCUCAGGCGGCCUCCUCCACCGCCAUUGACCUGGAGAAUUCCCUGCAGCGGAGCAGAGUCGAUAUCCUAACCCAGUGGAACGGACACGUCGGUCGCCUCGGCCAACGGUUCGAAGUCGGCGACGAAAUCGCCCAAGCCACGAUGAAAGAUAUCCUCAUCGGACUGCAAAUAACACUGCUCACGCACCUCCGCGAAGAUGGUGCUCACCUCGACAUCUUCGCCCUCCUCAACAUCUCCGAUCUGAGUCGUGCCAGAACCAUCUCCGCCAUGCACGAACUAUAUCAGCGUUUAGCACAAACAGCCCCAAUACCAUGGCAAAUGAUGUCGCCUGUUACGCCGGGGCUACCUAUUAUCGAGCCACACUCGGGUCUCGCUCAAUAUAUUGGUGUUAUCAACACACUCACCAACAGCGCUCCCUCCCCACCGCAGAGCUCCUAUAUAGAACCCAGCGGCGCACGUCAAAUCCCACAGAGAAGGCCCUCCGAGCUCGAGGCACCGGUUGAGCAGACUGUGCUGAGCGAGAAUCCCUGGAUCUCGGUCAUUGAAGAAAAAGAACAAGAAAGAGAAGACUAUGACCUGAUUCACGGACAACAGGAACACCAUGGUCAUACAUAUGACUAUAACUAUAGUCCCAGCCAUAUGCAGCAAUAUCAAAACAUCCCACAGCAGCAUUCUUAUCACAAUCAGCAGCAGCAGCACCAGCCACCACCGCAAAAAGCACCAGUCCACGGAUUUCGCCCCGGCCUGAGGACACCACCCCCUACGCAACAAUCGAACCCCAACCUCAUCGUACCCAGAGCACCACCAACACCAUCCAUCCACAGUGAUGUGUCUCUUGAUAGCGGCAGCUCCAACCGGAGCGACAUAAUCAUCCUACCCCUGUCGACCACCGUUGCGCUCUGGCCACCAAGUCGAAGCAACGACUACGCCGGGUUCUGCAAAGGGGCCUGGAAGCAAAACUCCGGUUUUGAGGGAUUCAAAGUCCACUCGGUACCUGUUGGAUACUACAGUCUUGUUCCGAAAUGGAAAUGCGUAAGCUGUUUCUUCGAAAUGCCCAUGGCAUCAACAGAUUCUCAGUCUCAAUCGCGACGCAAUGGUUCCAAUGACGCGCGCUUCGACCAAAAGGUCUAUACACACGCAGCCAGUAAAAUCCGAUACCGGUGGUCGUUUCUUGCAAAGUCCCAUAUUGCACGUAAGACCCGAAAUAAUGGCGAUGCGUCGAGGAUCGGGACAUUUGGGUGUAUGUUUUGUUGUUUUGAGAAUGAUCGGUCUGUUCUUGCAUUUGGGAAUUUGGAUGUUUUUAUGAAUCAUUUAGGGACGGUUCAUCGGGGGGUUUGCGGGAAGUCUGCUCGGUAG